Drosophila busckii is the source of this 1524-nucleotide messenger RNA. RefSeq names its product transmembrane protein 26. The coding region runs from base 1 to 1524 and encodes 507 amino acids. The transcript has 8 exons. NCBI's taxonomy places the organism in Eukaryota, Metazoa, Arthropoda, Insecta, Diptera, Drosophilidae. The record is from RefSeq and is a predicted model, not a curated record.
AUGGCGAAGAUAAUCUCCACCAUCAAGGCUAUAUUGACGCGCAUUAUCUUUAGCGCACACAGUGUUUUGGCCAUUUGGCAGGUGACAACUUUCAAAAAGGACAUCAUCUAUUGGACGCUAUGUGGUCCAUUGUUGCUGCUGCUGCUCGAGGGCAUCUUUACCAUCAUGAUCAAGAAGACGCAAGAGUGGCGCUGGUUCUGUCCGUCGGUCUUUCUGUACCUGAGCAGCAUUGUGCCUGCCAUUUGGCUGCUCGAACUGGACAAGAUUGAGCGCCGCCUUCAGGUGAUGAAUGCAUCGCUGCCCAAUGCCAAUGCGAGCAAUGUUAGUAACGACAGCAAUCUCAACAGCAACAGCAGCGCCAUGGUGCCGGUUGCUGGGUUACUUGACAAUGCAGGCAUCACACUGCCCACCAUUAGUCCAGACACCUGGACCACGCUCAUCGAGCAAUUCCUUAUGCUGAUUCUCAUUGUGGGUCGUUGGCUGUUGCCCAAAGGCGAUUUGACUCGCGAUCAACUCAGUCAGCUGCUCUUAGUUUAUAUAGGCACUGCAGCGGAUAUCAUAGAGUUCUUUGAUUCCUACAAAGAUGAUUCAAUAGCACGCAUUGGUUUCUUGGUUUAUCUUACACUGGGCAUUUGGUCCUGGAGCCUGAUGCAGUUCACAAUCGUGCUGUCGGCUACAAGAGGCAGACGACCACGCGGCAGCAGCUCUCAUCACAAAGAGGAUCACACGGAUUGCUGCGCCAACUGUUGCUGCGGCAUUGAUGUCUGGGGCAUUGUGCUGAACGUUAUACUACAAGAUGCACCCUUUCUCACCUUUCGCUUGCUUAUCAUCUUUCAGUACAAGAUUAUAAACUAUAUGAAUGUAUUUUUUACCUGCAAGAACUCUUUGGUUAUUAUACUACAGCUAUAUCGCUUGUAUGUAGUCAACGCUGAGUUCUGGAAGAAUCGUCGUGAGAGUCGCAUGGCCAGAGCACGUCAGUAUCAGUCGCGUCGUCGCGUCCACGAUGCAGACCAGAACAGCAUCUAUAUGAUAUCCAAUGAGCGUGGUGGCGAUGUCAAGAAGAAGAUAAAAAAAGCUAAAGACAGAGACUUUGUGGAACCAGAAGUUAGUCACAACAAGAAGAAAAGGGAUAAAAAGGACAAAAAAAAGCGAAAGCGCAAGGACACUGGUUACUCCACUGCCAGCUCGCAGAAUCUUUACUCCACCAAGGCUGGCAAGGAUAAGAAGGGUAAGAAAUCCAAACGCAACUGCAGCAGCUCACUUAGCGACAUUGAUCCAAGCAAUGUCAAGAAACAGAAACGCCACAAAAAUGCUGACAAGGCAGACAAAAAAAAAUCUCGCAAAAUAGAGGCCGUCAUAGAGGAGUUAAGCAGCUCGAGCAGCAGCAGCUCCGACUCUAGCAACUCCACGCUGCCCAGCUACGAGGUCAUCGAUGAGAAGAAAUCACGACGUCGCAAACAUGGACACAGCAGCGACUCCAGUUCCAGUGACAGCAGCUCAGACUCCUCCUCAUCCUCGUCGUGA